Messenger RNA from Platichthys flesus (European flounder), 3433 nucleotides. RefSeq names its product STEAP family member 2, metalloreductase (gene steap2). NCBI's taxonomy places the organism in Eukaryota, Metazoa, Chordata, Actinopteri, Pleuronectiformes, Pleuronectidae. Bases 207 to 1751 code for a protein of 514 amino acids. Gene Ontology annotation, molecular function: ferric-chelate reductase (NADPH) activity; cupric reductase (NADH) activity. The transcript has 7 exons. The record is from RefSeq and is a predicted model, not a curated record. Gene Ontology annotation, biological process: copper ion import. Gene Ontology annotation, cellular component: endosome; plasma membrane.
GGCUGAGCAACAUCAGGAGCAGGGGGAUGGACAGAGAACAACAGCAGCUUCUGGCUGACAGACAGUGGAACAGCAGCGACCGUACUGCAGCGCUACAGGUGCACACGCGGCCGUGUCCUUCACAAGAACACAAGGUCUCUGCAGACAGAAGCCAUACUGAAAUCCUCGUUAGCCGAAAACCAUAGAGGAAGUGACAGGGAGGAAGGAUGGACUCUAUCUCUAUGAUGGGUGGAAGCAGGAGCCACAUGUUCCUCACAGCCUCCUCCUCUCAACACGUCCAUCAAGCCCAGGCCUGUUUCCUGCCCAACGGCAUUAAGAAUGGAGUUGGAGAUACUGGCACCACUUGUGUUUCUACCCAGCCUACAGUGGCCAUCCUGGGCUCAGGUGACUUCUCCAAGAGCCUUACCAUCCGCCUGCUGUGCAGGGGUUUCCAUGUGGUUGUGGGCAGUCGCCAUCCCAAACUGGCAGCCCAGUCAUUUCCCCAUGUGGUGGACGUGACGCACCAUGAAGACGCUGUGGGGAAGGCCAGUGUCGUGUUCCUGGCAAUCCGCCGAGAGCAUUACGCUGUCCUGUGGGACCUCAAACAUCUACUGGAAGGAAAGUACCUGGUGGAUGUGAGUAAUAACAGGAGGGUGAACCAGUAUCCAGAGUCGAACGCUGAAUAUCUGGCUUCACUGCUGCCGGACUCUAUAGUGGUCAAAGGCUUCAACGUCAUCUCAGCAUGGGCCAUGCAGCAGAGCUGCCCCAAAGAUGCCAGCACACAGGUAUUCAUCUGCAGUGACUCAGUGGAGGCACGACGGCAAAUUAUGGAGUUAGCCCGCCAGCUCAACUUCCAGCCCGUGGAUAUGGGCGCAUUGUCUUCUUCAAGGGACAUUGAGAACAUGCCCAUACAAUUAUUUCCUGGUUGGAGGGGCCCAGUCCUAGCUGCUGUGGCCCUCUCUAUCUUCUUUUUUGCCUACUCUUUUGUACGAGAUAUUAUCCACCCAUAUGUGAAAUACAAGCAAAGUGACUUUUACAAGAUCCCCAUUGAGAUAGUCAAUCGGACACUGCCCACUGUGGCUAUCACUCUUUUGGCCCUUGUGUACCUGGCUGGCCAGCUGGCUGCUGCCCACCAGCUCUAUUAUGGUACUAAGUACAGACAUUUCCCACAUUGGCUGGAGGGGUGGCUGCAGAGCCGAAAACAGAUGGGCCUACUCAGCUUCUUUCUGGCUGCUGUCCACGUUCUCUACAGCCUCUGUCUGCCCAUGAGGAGAUCGGAGAGGUACCUGCUGCUCAACACUGCCUACCAGCAGGUCCAUGCUAACGUGGAGAAUGCGUGGAAUGAGGAGGAAGUGUGGAGGGUGGAGAUGUAUGUUUCCUUUGGGAUCAUGAGUCUUGGGCUCCUGUCACUUUUGGCCAUCACCUCCAUUCCAUCCGUCUACAGCAUGCUCAACUGGAGGGAGUUCAGCUUUAUACAGUCCACUCUUGGCUACAUUGCCCUGCUCAUUGCCACCUUCCAUGGCCUGCUGUUUGGCUGGAAGCGGGCCUUUGAGGAGGAGGCCUACCGAUUCUACCUGCCCCCCAGCUUCGUGGUGGCCCUGACCCUGCCGGUGAUUGUGAUACUAGGAAAGGUGAUGAUUCUGCUUCCCUGUGUUGCCUGCAAGCUCCAUCGGAUCCGCCGGGGAAUGGAUAGCUGUCAGUACCGGUGCCAGCGCCUGGAGCCAGUGGGUUCAGCUGCCCAUGUUUCACCUGAGAGAGUCACCAUCAUGUGAUCACUGCAGCACAUAGCUAUCUGCUCCUUUACUUAGGGUUUCACACAUACUGCCACAUGCCAUACAAACAAAGACUAUUUACUCAUGUGAUGAAAAUGCAAUAUUGUUCUCACUUUGUUAUUGAUAACAGUGUUUCGUGACAUGUGAAUUAUGUACUUGUGUGAUUGUGUUCCAGAUGUUUGCCCAAACUUUAAAACUGAAUAUUAUUUCCUUGACAUUGUCCUAUCAAUAUGCUCCAAGUACCUGGCAAUAUUUCACCAACAGUUUCAUGUUGAGUACACUCAGAUACACAUUAGUCAUUAAUGAAAAGGGUAAGACCAACAUUUUUCCACAUAAAGGUAACUUUACAGGUUCUACAGGUACUACUUAUGAAAGCAAUAGUGUGAACAAGUCUGAGAAAGUAACCCCAAUGAUGUCAUAGGGUGGAGAUAAGAGAUUUAACUCAUGAAAUCUAUUUGUCUACCAGGCAGGGAUGUUUAAUGAAAAGACACUUCUGAGUCUCUCUUCUGAUCGAGUAACUGUUUUCUGAGUGAUAUAUGGUCCUGUCACAUGGUAAAACAUCAUAAUCAACACCUGUUAUUUAAUACAACAAAUGGAAACAAUGGUCAAUGCUAAGAAAAUCAGAUAAGACGUGGAUAUCUCCCUUUUUACAAAUUUGCAACUUUUAAGACGUUAAGACUUAAGACUUUUUACUUUUAAGGAAUACACAUGAAUAGCUGGGUUCUUCUGUCCAUGUUGUCAGGUCAACAAGAAACUCGAAAAUGCAUCAGUGUUCAGUAUGUUAGUCCUGUAACAACCUGGUGACAACAUGUAUUUUAUACUUGAAGGUUGACACAUUUCUUUAAAGUCAUGUUUUUCAUUCUUAAAGCCUAAAAAACAAUUAAAUAAACAAUUAUGUGUAAGUAACUUAGAAGAAAUCCUUAGUUUUUUGUUUGUUUAUUAUAUCACUCUGCUUAAAAUUUUUCUAAAUUUUACAAAGAUGUUUCAUAACACUGUCAAAUGUUUUAAGGUAUUUGUUGAUUGUGCAUUAUCACUAUGUUGUUAUGGUUUUUCUGCCUUUCAUGACUGUGGUACUAUACCAGUGAAUAUUGUGUCUAUCUGUCAUGUUCUAAUUUAUGAGAUCCAUGGCUUUGAUUGACGAGUCAUGUUUGUACACACUGCAUCUUAAUGGUGAAGAUAUUUUGGUUGCCUGCAAUGUAGCUUAUCUGCCAGUACAAUUACAUUAGCUUAUAGAUAUAGUCAUGCUGCCUUGUCAAAAACAGUGUCAGGUCAACAUCUUCAUACAGGUAAGAUCUGAUCAUUUUCACUGUAAGAUGUGUGACUUUUCCAUCAGCGCUUUUGGGCGUAAUUCUGAUGAUAAUCUGUUCUGUUCAAUGUGCCUAUCAAUUUGAAUAAAGUAUGUCACCAAAAUACUAACAGCAUUCAUCAAAACGUGAUGUUCACUCCGGUGGAUCAUCCACCUAAAGCAUUUUUACAUCUGGAUGUAUAUUCUCUGCCUUGAAAUAAGUCAAAAAGCAUUGGCUGACUUGCUGUAGUACAGUACCAAAUGUUUUAGAGCCUGUUCUUGUCAUACAUUUUUAAUCAUGUGCAGCUUUGAUUUAGCUUUUUGGCUAAUACGCACAUUACGGCUGACUGUCAAGUUUCAAGUUUAGUCAUGAAAUUCCAGCGACCUCAAACAAUAA